AUGUAUCGAGGUCCACCGGGAGAAAAGAAAUCCACUAACCCCAAAGAUUGGCAUGGUUUCUGCAUUGAUCUCCUUGAUUUAUGCUCCAAAAAACUGCAAUUCAAUUACACCGUUCACCCCGUAUCUGACGGUAACUAUGGCACAGGCAAAAUUAUCAACGGAGUGGAAGUUUGGGACGGUAUUAUCGGUGAACUCCAAUUUCGGAGAGCUGACCUUGCUGUAGCUAUGCUGACUAUCAAUCACGAAAGAGAACGCAUAAUUGACUUUACAACACCAUUCAUGAAUCUAGGAGUGAGCAUAAUCUUCAAGAAACCUGAGCAGAAAAAGCCAUACCUAUUCCAGUUCCUUCGACCACUUUCUCCUGCAGUAAGUUGA
Messenger RNA from Rodentolepis nana, 375 nucleotides. The record is from the annotation of a GenBank genome assembly. Lineage: Eukaryota; Metazoa; Platyhelminthes; Cestoda; Cyclophyllidea; Hymenolepididae.